UUAUAAAUUUAAUUGAAUAAAGAUAAUACUAAUAAUAUUACUUUAAUUUAAGUAACAUUUACAUGUUCAAUAUUUGUAAAUACGUGAAAUGGCGGACGAUACCUCUGUUUGGCUUGUGCUACGCGAAGCGACAGAAUAUCUGUCAAAACUAGGUUCCAAUUUGCGAACUCGAUCAGAAAAUCUAAAAGAAAAAAGAAUACUCCGAGAUAAGUUGAAGAAUUCUCAUGCAGCGAAAAAGGCAGCGGACAAAGUGCUUUUAAUUUGUGAACUGUCAAAAAAGUCGCUGGAAAAUGUCGAAAGUGGCGUUACCAGAGUGCUAUCAGUAUUACACGCUGCCCAAAGUUCAGCAAGUGGCGGGAAAACACCGGCGCCAAGAAAAUCAUCAGAUCAAAAAACUAAUUACCAUUAUUUCGAAUAUGAGUCUUAUAAAUUGCGCAUAUCGAAAAAAAUUCCCCUGAAACAUUUCAUGUCUGUAAAAGUAUUGACACGUUCUAUGUCAAUAUCAAUGCAGGAUAAAUAUCCAGUUUAUCAUGACUGUAAAUUGUAUCGCAUUAGAAAUAAAGGACAGAAAGCUGUGAAAAAAAAGUGUACCAAUGAACAAAUUUCUACAAGUGACCAAAAAUUAGAUAGUGAACAAAAUAAAUUAGAUAUACAUCACUCUGAUAGUGAUAACUUUAACCAUCCUGAAGGUGUCACAAGUAAUUCCUCCAUCAAUUGUAUUAAUAAUGAAAAUAGGAAAGAUAAACUUAAAAGUACAGACGAAAAUAUAAAUGUGCCUGAAAAAAAUUUGCCAGCUUUAUGCAGUAAAACUGAGGAACCCAUGAAUCAUUUUGAAAAGUCAGUUUCUACUAAUGGCACAAAGUUGAAAGAAAUUACAAGUUUAUCACCUAACAAUGAUUCUGAUAAUGUAACUUGUGCUGAUAUUACUUCGCCUCUAGAGAUAAUAACUGAUAAAAAUGUGUCUAAAAUAAAUAAUAAUGAAAAAUCAAAACCUAAUAGUAAUAAGGUAUGUGAAAAAAGGAAACAAAGUUCUGAAGGUGAUUUCAUUAACAACUUAGAUACUGAUAUUCAAUUAAGUGAAGGGAUAAGUUCUAGAAAAGACAGUUCUGCUAUGAUUAGUGAAGAAUUGGUUUCUAAUAAUGAUAAGGAAUGUAUUAAUGAUGUAACUAAUGACAAUGUCUCUGAGAGUGACGUAGAAAGAAUAAGAAAACAUAGUCGAAAAAGUAGAAACAAAAAAAAGUAUGUCCUCAGUGAUGAUUCUGAAGAUGUCUCUACCAUGACUGUCACUUCAAAUAGUGAAGUAAUGACAAACCAAAAAGACCAGGAUUUGAGUAAAAGUAAUAUAAAAAAAUCUGUUAAGAGGAAAAGAUUAUUACUUACAGAUGAAUCUGAUAACGAUGAAAUUAUAACUAAUUCUGAUGUUGUAACUCAAACUAAACCCACUACUAGUGCUAACUUAGAAUCAGAAAAAGAAUCCACAAGUAAGGAAUUACCCAGAUGUUCAAGCAAAGAAGCUAAUGCAAGCAGUAAGCAUAGUGAUGAAAUUAAGUCAAAUAGUGCAAAUGAGGAUGUAGUUAUUACUCUGGAUGACUCUGUUAUUAAUCUAGAUGAUAGUGAUAGUGAUACUAAGGAAACAAGUUCCACCAAGAAAAGAAAACAUAAAAAAGUAAAAUUUAAUGAAUCUGAUACAGACAGUAAAAAAAAUAAAAAUAGUGGUUCUGAAGACAGUGAUAGUAACAUAGACAAAGUAGAUACAGGAAAGCCUCUUAUAAAAUGUGUUAGUAUAAGUAAAUUACUGAAACCAGAUAUAUUAAAUAAAUUUGCAAAUAUUUCAUCAAAAAAAGAAAUUAUCAAAAAGAAAGUUUCACAUAAACAAUAUGCAAAACAUAAUAAAAGUGAAAAAAGCCUAAAAAAAUCACAUAAAAAAGAGAUAGAAGAGGAAUAUUGGUCACAGAAAAGAGAAGAAGUAAAAAACUUCAAAGAAAAAGACUUUUUCAUAAAGUUAAUUAGAUUACCUAAUAUUUCUGUAGAUUUUUUGCUUGCACACAAUUUGAGAAAGAUUAUUAGAAAUGAUUUAGUUAUUUGUGAAGUACCCGAUGAAAGGAAUGAUUUAGCUAAAGAAUUAAGUCCCAUAUAUAAAAAUUCAUCUACAGCAGAGAGUUGCAGUGGAAUAAGUAAUAUGAGAAAGCCUUUGUUAAAUGACUCUAGAGAAAAAUCAAAAUCAAUUAAAAAUCAGAAUGAUGAAAGGACUGAGAAGGAUGAAACAGAAGCAGUUAAAAAUGCAUUGCUCAAUGAAUCGGAUUCCAAUGACGAUGAGAAUUGUAACAAAAGUGAUAACAAAGAGGAAAAUAGUGAGAAAACACAUUGUAAAACUAAAAGUCCAGAAAAAACUAUUGAUGAUGUUCAGAAAUAUAAAACUGCAUUGCUUUUUACAUCAGAUUCAGAGAAGGAAUUUGAAGGAUUUGAUAAAUCAGCAGCUAAUGACAAUUUUAAGCAAACUCUUAAGGAUAAUUCAUUGCUCAAUGAUAAAAAUACACAAGAUAAUGAGCAAUCAAAAGACAAUGAUAAUGCUGUAUCACCUGAUAAAAAUGAAAGAGAAAGUGAAAAACAGAUGUCACCAAAAGAUUCUGAGGAAAUAAAAACUGCUUUAUUGAACUCUUCAGAAUCUACACAGUUUAGUCCUCAUAAAAAAAAAGAAGACAAGAGUGUGACACCAAGGUCUAAAAGGAAACAUAUAAUGGAAAGUAUGCAUGCAAAAAAAAUGUUACUUACAUACUCAUCCAGUUCUGAAACUGAAGAUGAGGAAUUAAGAGGUGUUCUUAAAGAAAUAAAAGAUUCAUUGCUUAAAGGUGUGGCUAGUUCGGAUGAUGAGAAAAAUAAAAAAAAUGAAUGUCAACGGAAACUUAAUUCUUCCUCUGGUUCUGAGGAUAAAGAAAAGCAAGGGAAACUAUCACCAGCACAACAGUCUACAGGCUCAAAAAAUAAUUCUGACAAUGAGUCCAGGAAGUCAAGAGAUGAAGAUGAGCAGUCAAAUUCCAGUAGCAGCAAGAUUGGCCGUUCUAUGGCGAAAACUGGUGGUUCUGAGGAGAAUUCAGACACGAAGAUUGAUAAAGAGUUAGAUGGGCUAACGAAUUUAAGUAACCUGAACAAAAAACGCCGACGGCGAGGUUCGACAUCAAAAUCCACCAGAAGUCGCAGAAAGAUGUCAAAAUCUCCACUCAUAAAUCCUGAGAACAUGCUGCAGACCGAGAGCAGCUCAGAUGUGGGUUCCGGCGCUGAAAGCGAAUGUGGAGAAGACUUGCCAACAAUAACGCUAUCAGGAUUAAAUGGCGAUAGCAUAGGACAUAUCGCCAAGGAUGACUUACUCGGUGAAUCUGACUCAUCCAGUUCCAACGUAGACAAAGAAAAUGAACCAGAGGACGUAAAAAAAGAAGACUCAGAAGAAGAACAUGUCAAACUUAAACGUCGCAAACCGAAUGCUAUAUCGUCAGAUUCAGAAAAUGGUUCAACGCGCAAAAAAAACAAAGAUGUGAAGAUGAGCGAUUUUGAAGAUUCAGAGGAGGAGAGUUCAGAACCGGCCAAGAAGAGUAAUAAAAAGAAGAAAGGUACCGACAGUGAUGCAUCUGUCGACCACUCCUCUGAUGAUGGAAAUAAAAAGAAACGUCGCCGAAUCAAACAGGUCGACAGCGAAGAAUCAGGAUCGGACACGGAAAAUGAGGGCCGGAACAAACACGGAAGAAAAAAUAUCAGAAAGGUUAUGGGAAAAAAUCAAUUGGAAGAGGCCACUAAGAAAGCUGCGCGGGAAGAAAAAGAAAGGAUCGCUCGUAUUGCGGAAAGACAAAAAUUGUAUAACAAUUUAGAGUUUGACGAGUCUGGUAAACCAGAUGAGGUGGUGUUAGAGAAAGUGGUCCUUGACUUUGAUCCUGAAACAAAAGAGCCGCUCAUCGAAGUUGACAGGGGACUGGUGAAGAAGUUGAAGCCACAUCAGGCUAACGGUAUCAAGUUCAUGUGGAACGCGUGUUUCGAAAGUGUGAAGCGCAUUAAAAAGGACAGGGGUUCUGGGUGCAUUUUAGCCCAUUGUAUGGGUCUCGGAAAGACAUUACAGGUAGUAUCACUGACGCACACUCUGCUGGCGGCGGCGGACCUGACUGGUGUGAACCGCGUGCUGGUGGUGUGUCCGCUGUCGACGGUCCUCAACUGGGUCAACGAGUUCCGCAUCUGGCUGAAGCACGCGCACGCCGCCCGCGACCUCGACGUCUACGAGCUAUCCAGGCAUAAGCAGAACUCGGAACGCGCAUACCAGAUGCAACAGUGGUUCGAGAGCGGCGGCGUGUGCGUGCUCGGCUACGAGAUGUUCCGUAAUCUAUCCGCGGACAACGCUAAGAAAUUCAAGAAAAAGAUGCUUCGUAUCUUCCAAGAGAGUCUCGUUGAUCCCGGUCCCGACUUGGUGGUUUGCGAUGAAGGUCACUUACUAAAGAAUGAAAAAACGAGUUUGUCGCAGUCUAUGAACAGGGUGAAGACGCGGCGGCGCAUUGUGCUCACGGGGACACCGCUACAGAACAAUCUCAAAGAAUAUUACUGCAUGGUACAAUUCGUAAAGCCUAAUCUGUUGGGAAAAUACAAUGAAUAUCUUAAUCGUUUUGUGAACCCCAUUACCAAUGGACAAUAUACCGAUUCGACGGAACACGACAUAAGGGUGAUGAAGAGACGUUCACAUGUACUACAUAAAAUGUUGGAUGGUGCCGUGCAGAGGAGAGAUUACGGGGUGCUGGCGCCCUUCCUGCCUCCGAAGCACGAAUAUGUGCUAUUCAUCACACUCACAGAUGUCCAGAUAAAACUCUACCAGCACUACUUAGAUAACUACUCAAGGAGACCACUACCGGGCAAGUCGUCAGGUUUCCUGUUCCCUGACUUCCAGUCGCUGCAGAGGAUAUGGACGCACCCACUCGUACUCAAAUAUAACUCUGAAAGAUACGAGAUCAUGCAACAAAAGAAAAGGGAGAGAGAAGAAGAAGACUCAGAGGGAUCAUUGGCAGACUUUAUAGACGAUGAUUCAACGCCAGAAGAGUCGACAACAGAAGAAUCAACCGACGACUCCUCGGACAUGAGUGAUGACAGUCACAAAAAGAAUAAAAAAAAGAAAUCAGGGAAAAAAACUAAGAAGGAACAAAAGGGGACUGCCCGGAGAGGGACGAGAGCAAACCCAGUGGAAAUUGAAGACGAUGAUAUACCUGAAGUAAUGGAAGUGAAAAAUGAGAACCCAACAGAGUGGUGGAUCAAGUUGGUUUCUGACGAUGAACUGGAGGACAUGAGAAACUCACACAAACUUGUGCUGCUUUUCGACAUAUUGCGGCAAUGCGAGACCAUUGGUGAUAAGUUACUCGUAUUUUCGCAGUCACUGUACUCAUUAGAUCUUAUUGAACAUUUUCUUGGGAAAGUAGACGAAGCCACACAAGAGGGGCGUAUCGAUGAGAAAUUAGGAAGUCAUGUUGGUUCAUGGUCACCAGGAGUAGAUUAUUUUAGAUUAGAUGGGUCCACAUCAUGCGAAAAUAGGUCUAUUUGGUGCAAGAAUUUCAACAGAGAAGAUAAUCCUAGAGCUAGAUUGUUCUUAAUAUCUACGAGGGCAGGUGGGCUCGGCAUUAACCUGGUAGCUGCGAAUCGCGUCGUCAUCUUCGACGUCUCCUGGAACCCUUCUCAUGAUGUGCAGAGUAUAUUCAGGGUCUACCGAUUCGGACAGAAAAAACCAUGUUAUAUAUAUAGGUUUCUUGCUAUGGGCACAAUGGAGGAGAAGAUCUACGAGCGUCAGGUGACGAAGCAGGCGAUAUCGAAGCGCGUGAUCGACGAGCAACAAAUCGACCGGCACUACGCGGAGAACGACCUCGCCGAGCUCUACAAGUUCGAGCCAACGCCGCCCUCGCCCAGGCAGCUGCCACCGCUCCCCAAGGACAGACUGUUCGCGGAGAUGCUCAAGGAGCACGAGGCACAAAUCUACAAGUAUCAUGAGCACGAUUCACUGUUAGAGAACAAAGAAGAGGAGACAUUAAGUGAAGAGGAACGCAAAGCGGCCUGGGAAGACUUUGAGAAUGAGAAGAAUCGACCGCCGCCCGCGCCUUUCCCCUCUGCCUGGCCCAUGCACAAUGGAAUGGUUCCAGGAUUGCUGGCACAACAACAACAGCAGUUGGCGUAUGCAGCAUUAGCGGCAAUGUUACGGAAAGACAUACCCAACAUUAACGACAAUCAGAUACGGGACAUGCUGCCACUUAUAUACAACAGUAAUCCACAGCUGAUGCAGAAAAUGAGUGAAAUGUACAAGUACACACAACCUGGUAUGAUGAAUCCGGCAAUGAUGAAUGCUGUAAUGAAUCCCAGUGGAGGCGGUGGUGGCGGUAUGGGCGGCACCAGCAGUCUGCAGUACGAGCCGCCGUGGCAGCGCCAACAGCAGCAGCAGCACCAGAUGCGGCUCCAGCAGCUGCUACAGCAACAACAGAACAUGGGGGCGAAGUACUACGCGGGCGGGCUGGGCAGCCGCGACCCGGUGGCGAUGGCGCUCCAGCAGCAGCGCGCCCGGGAGAUCAUGGUCGGGGAGCGCGGCGCCGCCCCCGCCCCCGCCCCCGCCCCCGGCGCCGGCGCCGGCAGGCCGCGCGGCCGGCCCCCGCACCACCCGCGCCCCACGCCCGCCGCCGCACCCGCCCCCGCUGACGUCGUCAACCUCGACUCCGACUAG
Messenger RNA from Achroia grisella, 6724 nucleotides. Its product is annotated as transcriptional regulator ATRX homolog. Gene Ontology annotation, molecular function: ATP-dependent chromatin remodeler activity; ATP binding; ATP hydrolysis activity. The transcript is spliced from 28 exons. NCBI's taxonomy places the organism in Eukaryota, Metazoa, Arthropoda, Insecta, Lepidoptera, Pyralidae. The coding region runs from base 89 to 6724 and encodes 2211 amino acids. The record is from RefSeq and is a predicted model, not a curated record. Gene Ontology annotation, cellular component: nucleus.